GGAGGAGAGCAUGAGCAUUCUUGGUCGACAGUGGGACUUGGCCGCCACCACCGUGACCAAAUGCGAAAACUGGAAGCAUUCAAGGCAUCAUUAGCACCCCGCUAUCAUUCGCCUUCCGUUUUGUUGUCUCUUAGUGAUGUUCCGGCACCGUCACCUGCAUCACCAUCGGCAUCGCCAUCAGCAUCACCAUCACUAUCACCAUCGGUUAAUGGAGGAGCAAAAGUGUAUAACGUGACAUCAUAUGGUGCAGACUCAACAGGGAAAAGAGAUAGUACGGAGGCAUUUGUUAAAGCUAUAUCAGAUGCAGUUGCAGGCAGCAGUAGCGAUGGAGGCUUGAUUCAGGGAAUCGCUAAUCUUGGGGGUGCACAGAUUUACCUUCAAGGUGGCUAUUACCUCAUCAGCCGCCCCCUGCGCUUCCCCAACUCCGGCCUAGGUAACCUCAUGAUACAUGGAGGAACAAUAAGAGCUUCGGAUGAUUUUCCAAGUGAUGGGUAUCUGAUUGAUUUAUCAGGCAACCGCAACGUUGGAUCGUAUAACACAGAGUUCAUAACACUGAAAGACCUGAUGUUGGACUCAAACUACAGGGGUGGAGGCAUUCAAGUUAUAAACGGACUUAGAACUAGCAUUGAUAACUGUUACAUUGUUCAUUUCACCACCAAUGGUAUCUUAGUCCAAGGUGGUCAUGAAACCUACAUCCGAAACUCCUUCCUUGGCCAACACAUUACUGCCGGAGGUGAUCCCCGCGAGAGAAACUUCUCAGCCACCGCAAUCAACCUAAUGGGCAACGACAAUGCUGUGACGGAUGUCGUCAUAUUUUCAGCUGCGGUUGGAAUCAUGAUUUCAGGUCAAGCUAACACGCUUUCUGGGGUACAUUGCUACAACAAAGCAACAGGCUUUGGUGGUACUGGGAUUUACAUAAAGUUGCCAGGCUUGACACAAACUCGGAUAGUGAAUUCCUACUUGGACUACACAGGCAUCGUUGCAGAAGAUCCGGUGCAACUUCACAUCUCAAGUAGUUUCUUCCUUGGGGACGCAUACAUUGUUCUGAAAUCCAUAAAUGGCGUGGUGAAUGGAGUGAAUAUUGUGAAUAACAUGUUUUCUGGGAGUGAUAAAGGGAUCGAGAUUGUUCAGUUGGAUGAAAGAAAUGGGGAAUUCAAGGAGAUUGAUCAAGUUGUAAUUGAUCAAAACAAUGUGAAGGGGAUGAAGUAUAAGGCGACAGUUGCAAGAGGAAGCGUGGAGGGGAAUGGUACUUCAUGGAUGGUAGACCUUAGUUCAACUCUAUUAUUCCCAAACCUUAUAAACCAGGUGCACUACACAUUAUUAUUAAAAUCAAGCACUAGCACUAGCACUAGUAGCAGCAGCAGCAGCAUUUCUUCUUCAUUUCCUAAGCAUGCCUUGCGUAAUGUCUCUAAUAACCGCGUUGUGAUUGAGUCCGAUGUGCCCAUUCCAGCAAACGUUUUUGUGAUGGCGGAUCAAGGAAUUUCUUCAAAGUAGCUAGCUGAUCAAACCAAGGAAGAAAUUACUGUAAUAUAGCUAGAUAGCUGGGUGGCUUGGGUGGAAGAGAGAUUGAUCAUACAUACAUACAUACAUUCAACCAACUAUGGAUUAAUUGGGCACAAUUAUUUUUGUUUUCCCAUUUACAUACAGGAAUUAAUUCACCAUAUUGAAUUUUCCAACUGUUAUACUAUUUUUCAGUCAAUGUAAACCACAGGAUGUAUGUAUAUUCCAAAUGUCGGAAAAGUAUACUAAUAACAUUACUACAAUUACAACACAUUUUC
Messenger RNA from Cornus florida, 1778 nucleotides. RefSeq names its product polygalacturonase QRT3. The transcript has 3 exons. Gene Ontology annotation, molecular function: polygalacturonase activity. Bases 61 to 1494 code for a protein of 477 amino acids. Lineage: Eukaryota; Viridiplantae; Streptophyta; Magnoliopsida; Cornales; Cornaceae. The record is from RefSeq and is a predicted model, not a curated record.